GUGUUUAUUUCAUAGUUUCAUUGGCGUCAGGUUUGCUCCAUGCUGUUUGUCCGACUGAGUUCUUCUUUGCCUGCGGUACAACCGGACUUUAUGUUCUCUGCGCAGCACAUGUCGUUGUCCCCAAGAGGCUUCCCUCGCACAGUCUGGGUCUCUUCUUCGUCCCUCGAAGGCUUCGCUCGCGUUGUCCGGAUCUCUUCUCCAGUUCUUCCCAGCUGGCGUGGUUUGUCGCUUCCUCGCCAAAGGGAUCGCUUCGCUCGCCUCUUGAAUCUGUGAUGAUGGAGCCCUCAACCAAGGUUUAUGGUGGAUUUCGCGAUUGACGGGGAAAAGGGCAUCUCAACC
This is a messenger RNA of Cuscuta europaea, 339 nucleotides long. Lineage: Eukaryota; Viridiplantae; Streptophyta; Magnoliopsida; Solanales; Convolvulaceae. The record is from the annotation of a GenBank genome assembly.